Molecule: messenger RNA, 312 nt
Organism: Ambispora gerdemannii
Lineage: Eukaryota; Fungi; Glomeromycota; Glomeromycetes; Archaeosporales; Ambisporaceae
Source: the annotation of a GenBank genome assembly
AUGAACUUUAUCCAAAUACGCCGCUUAACAACAAAAGUUCCUGUACCACCAGUUUUAUCAAUUGAGCAUGUAGGCACUUCAGUCGCAGAUGCGGCACGUAUCAAUCGUUUAGUUAACUUUUACCAAAAAGUGCCUAAAGGACCAAGACCAAUCCCGGAACCCAAAAGUCUCGCUGACCGAUAUCGAGCAAAAUAUAUCCAUACUAACUCUGCAAUGCCACUUGUUCAUAUCAUUACUGCGAUUUUGGGAAUUGGAUAUUUUCUUGAUUAUCAAUUUCAUUUGAAACAUCAUAAAGAGAAAAAAUAUCAUUAA